Molecule: messenger RNA, 2416 nt
Organism: Oncorhynchus mykiss (rainbow trout)
Lineage: Eukaryota; Metazoa; Chordata; Actinopteri; Salmoniformes; Salmonidae
Source: RefSeq, a predicted model, not a curated record
AAAGCCACACGAAGAAGAAAGAUUUGUCAGUUUUUCUUUGACUUUUCUCUGGUGUUAUGCAGUUGACGACAGUGUGAAGUUCCCGGGGUGUUUUUAUUACGAGCGGAACGGAAAUCCAGACUGCCCUGUACGACACCGUCGGCGGCCUUUACGACCGGACCGGAGUCCUGAGGAAUGAGGACGUGUCCAGGGCUGAGUAGAGUGGCUAGUUAGGACACACAUUCCUCUGGAUAUUGAACUGUACUAGCUAUGUCUUCUGGGAUGACUGGACAGACACCGUGCCUAACCAAUAGCAGCAGAUGGGAUCAGCCUGCUCAGCCCAAAACGAGGGUAGACGUCAUGCAAGGCUUCGCUUCCUCUGCCCAGACUUGCACAUCGGCCACUACGACCCCUCAAUCAGCCCAGCACCCUGUAGCUGGCCCAAUGGUGCCCCAGACACUGCAGGGGGAGAUGCCAGCAGCACAGGGGGGAGGUGUGGAGAUGGCUGCUGCAAUGGCUGCUAAGAUCAAUGCUAUGCUGAUGGCCAAGGGGAAACUGAUGGUUCCUCCACCACUACCUGGCAAGAUCCCUCUGUGUAUGUCGGCUGCCACUAGUGGAGACGAGACUGUGGUGACGGAGGUGGAUAUCAACGAUGUGCCCAUCAACAGCAGAAACCUGCUCACCAAAGGGAAAACACAGGAAGAGAUCCGUCAGUUCAGCGGUGCAGUCGUCUCAACCAGAGGCCACUACAUGACCAGUGCAGAGAAGUCCCAUGGAAAGGGAGUAGAAAGGCCUUUGUAUUUACACGUCCAGGGGAAGAGCCAAGAGGAGGUCAAUAAGGCAGUGCUGAGGAUAAAGGAGAUCAUCUCUGAGGAUGUGUUGAGGACAGCUGCAGCGUUAGGAUCCCAGCUGAGACCCGUCAUACCCCCCCUGCCUCUCUACCCCCAGCCCCCUCGCCCCAUGACUGCCCCACAUCCACACCUACCCAGGAUGCCUAGUGUCAACCCUCCUGUGCCACAUGGACACCGGCCUGCCGCGCCACACCAAGGGAGUUUUGUGCACGUCAAGAUUUUUGUGGGUCUGGACCAGUCCCUGCCCUCGUUCAAUGUGAACGAGAAGGUGGAGGGUCCUGCAGGGAUGUACCUGGGACACAUCCAGACAGAGACGGGAGCCAGAGUGUUCCUCAGGGGGAAAGGCUCGGGGUACAUAGAGCAGGCCUCGCGACGGGAGUCCUUCGAACCACUCUACGUCUACAUCAGCCAUCCCUACUCCACGGGGCUGGAAGCUGCCAAGAAACUCACAGAGAGCCUGUUGGAAACUGUGAGAGCUGAACACAGCCGCAUGGUGUCCAUCUACACAGCCACCGGCUCCACCCAACCAUACCCAGCUCAUGGAUACCCAGCUAAUAGCUCUUACUCUAGCCAGGGCUGGUACAGCAGUGGUUACCCAGGGUGUAACGGGCUGUCUGGGGGCUAUGCUGCCUCUACCAGCUACCCCACACCGCCAGGACCCUCUGGCUAUUGGACUAGUGCUGCUAGUGGUCAGCCCAGUCAAUCUAACCUGUCGACAAACCCUCCAUCUUCUCAGGCUAUGGUUCAGUAUCCUGUCUGUCCCAGGAAGACACACCCAUACCUAUUACAGGACCCUGGGUGCAGUGACCCAACUGACCAGACGGAGACUGACCAGACGGAGACAGACCUGUCGUCAUCCAGCUCCCCUCAGACAGGGACAGGAAGUCCUAAACGGCGCUUUCAGGAAAAGACUGAGGAUGAGCGGGCCUCUCAGCCUGCCAGCCGCUCACCUGAGGCCCCGGUGAGAGAGAAGUCUCCUCCUCUACCUCCAGCUCAGAGAGAGGAAGAGUCGGGACAAGGAGCUGAAAGGAUGUUGAUGCCACCUCCUCUCCCUGUGUUUCUGGCCCCUGGCCCUGUGGCACGAAAGAGACCCAGGGAGACAGCCGUACCAGAGGUCGCACCCAGUCUACCACCCAGAACCCUCGGCCCUGUGGCACACAAGAGACCCAGGGAGACAGCCGUACCAGAGGUCCCACCCAGUCUACCGCCCAACACCCUCGGCCCUGUGGCACACAAGAGACCCAGGGAGACGGCAGUACCAGAGGUCCCACCCAGUCUACCACCUAGCGCCCCUGCAUCACAGGAUUGUCCUCAGGAGGUGAAGAAGACGAAGGUAGUGGAGAAGCCUUCAUGCCUAGUACCCUACGGUGGGGACUCUUCUGAUGAGGGAGAGGACUCCUAGCAGUAAGACUCUAACUCAUACGCCCACUACCCUUCACUAAUCCCAUCAGCCCCACCCUACAGUGUCCUCAUUCCACUUAGAUGCUGGGUUGCAGUGUUCAGCCCAAGUCUAGCUUUGCUCUGCUAUUACCGUCAUCGACUACUGGACAUUGGACAGAGCGUCACAUUGCUACGGCCCUGCCCCC